AUGGAUUUCAGUUUAGAAGUGGCAAAAAAAGCUCUGAAUCAUAACUCAUCAUCAGUUAACAAAAACAUGAUUUGCUCUCCUUUCUCCAUUAGCACCACCCUCAACGCCUUAGUUGCCGGUGCGAAAGGCAACACCUUGGAGAAACUACUUGGCCUCCUCGGCUAUAAUAACAUGGAAGAAGUCAUUGCUAUGGCCUCUAAAUCGGCGUCUGUUGUUAAAUCCAACGGCGUUAGUGGUGGUGGACCGAUAAUUGCUUAUGCAAAUGGAGUAUGGUUGGAUAGGAAAUUUUCUCUUAAUAGUUCGUACAAAGAGUUUCUUCUAAGAAUUUUCGAAGUGCAACCGAAAGUAGUGGAUUUCCAAGCCAAGUUAUUCCUUGUGAAGCCUUAUGAAGUAGUGAAGGAUGUCAACUCCUGGAUUAACGAACAAACGAAUGGGUUCAUUCCAAAAGUGUUAUCUUCGAAUCACACUUUCAACCAAGACAUUGUAAUGUUUCUAGCCAAUGCAUUAUAUUUCAAAGGAAAAUGGGCUACGACUUUUGAUUCAUCCAUGACACAAAAUCGUCGAUUUCAUCUCCUUAACGGAGACACCGUGCAAGUUCCCUUGAUGAAAAAGUCGAAUUGCAUGUAUGAGUACGGCUCCUAUAAGGGUUGCAAGACUAACACGUGUGGUCUCCCUAAACUUAUGGAGAACAUCAAGUUGAGCAACAACAUGUUUGAUAAUGAACAAAUCAAGCUCACCAACAUCAAUAUAGGGAACGUUUUACUCCCAAAGUUUAAAUUCGAAAGCUCAAUUGAGCUUUCGAGUGUAAUGAAAGAAUUAGGGCUAACACUACCCUUUGAGUAUCCCGGGGAGCUUACUAAGAUUGUUGAUCUCCCAUCAGAAUUAAGUGAUUUGAUCUUUGUUUCGGAUAUUGUUCAAAGUUGUCGUAUCGAAACUAAUGAAACAGGUACGGAGGCAGCGUGCUUCACCAGGAAACGAUUUGCAACCGGGUGUGCUCCGCCAUCAUCCUUGGAUUUCAUUGUUGAUCAUCCUUUCAUGUUCAUGAUUAGGGAAGAUCACUUUGGCAAAAUACUUUUCAUGGGCACGGUUUAUAAUCCUUUACUGGAUUAAGGCAUAAUACAAGG
Molecule: messenger RNA, 1124 nt
Organism: Chenopodium quinoa (quinoa)
Lineage: Eukaryota; Viridiplantae; Streptophyta; Magnoliopsida; Caryophyllales; Amaranthaceae
Product: serpin-Z2B-like
Exons: 3
Coding region: 1-1110 (369 amino acids)
Molecular function (GO): serine-type endopeptidase inhibitor activity
Source: RefSeq, a predicted model, not a curated record